Messenger RNA from Panicum hallii, 372 nucleotides. Its product is annotated as factor of DNA methylation 5. The record is from RefSeq and is a predicted model, not a curated record. The transcript has 3 exons. The coding region runs from base 1 to 372 and encodes 123 amino acids. Gene Ontology annotation, biological process: gene silencing by siRNA-directed DNA methylation. Lineage: Eukaryota; Viridiplantae; Streptophyta; Magnoliopsida; Poales; Poaceae.
AUGGUUGAUGGAAAAGAAAUGGAAGUUCUUUUAGAGGAUGAGAAUCUUCAGAAGCUAAAGCAAGAGCACGGCGAACAAAUCUGUGCUUUGGUAACAAAGGCCUUGGUUGAACUCAACGAGUACAAUCCUAGCGGUCACUAUCCUGUACCGAAGCUGGGGAACUAUGAGAAGGACCGGGAGGCAACAGUGGCUGAAGCCAUCCAUCACGUCAUGAAGAAGCUGAAGACUCGUAAGAGGAAGCAUUGUCCCCGGGUUCCAUCCCUGGAAUUUGCUGUUAGCAUUGACAUGAAUGCUGCUAUAUUUUCAGAAUGGGAACCACCCCAUGGAUCUGCUGCCGUACUUGCUUACCAGAGUAGGGAUGGCAGCGGGUGA